Molecule: messenger RNA, 1426 nt
Organism: Eremomyces bilateralis CBS 781.70
Lineage: Eukaryota; Fungi; Ascomycota; Dothideomycetes; Eremomycetales; Eremomycetaceae
Exons: 3
Coding region: 292-1368 (358 amino acids)
Biological process (GO): lipid storage
Cellular component (GO): lipid droplet
Molecular function (GO): lipase activity
Source: RefSeq, a predicted model, not a curated record
UUGUAUAGAUCCUGUUAGGAGCGCAAAUUGUAUCAUAACUUGUACAAUUCAUUCCAUAACAAGACCUAGAUACCUUCAAUCACCGCUACAGGUGGCUUCGAUUUGUUAUCGAUUUUGUAUUUAUCUUUAACGCUGAUACUCCCAUACUCGGAUCAACCCACACCUCGAAGUGCCAUAAUCUCGCACUAUUGAUGAAACAAUAUUCACCCGUUAUUUAGACACGUUUCCUAUUCACCAGAUAGCAUCAGACAUUAGCAACCCCAUUUUCUUCGCUUUUCAUUACUCCAUCCAAUGGACGACGUCAUCUACCUUGAUUCGCCGGUUGUGAAUGGCGCUGCAGAGUCGCCGACCUCUGAAGACCAUUACCUUGUCUACUUCAUCUCAGGGAACCCAGGCUUGAUUUCCUAUUAUACAAAGUUCAUGUCCCAUCUCCAUAAACAGCUACAAAGUCAUCACAAGCAUGCGAGAUUCACAAUAUCAGGCCGUAGUCUUCAUGGCUUUGAGGUGCAAGAGAAAAGCAGAAUAGAGGGCAAGGAGCCGCCAUACAGCCUCAACGAGGUGAUUGAACUGGCAGAAAAAAGUCUCCAAGAUCAUGCGGGGAAGGCGUCAAGUCAACUUGAUGGAAAAAAACCGAAGGUUAUCUUGGCUGGUCAUUCCGUUGGGGCGUAUAUCUUGCUUGAGCUGAUCCGGAGGCAUCGAUCCCGUCUGGCAGAAACCGGUAGCCAUGCAGAAGAUGAAACAAGAAUAGUGGGAGGCAUUUGUUUGUUUCCUACUGUGGCCGAUCUACCAUCGAGUAAGAGGGGCGCGAUAUUGAAUGCAUUGGCCCGCUUCCACUACGCCUCCGCCGUAGCUAUGCUUAUACUCACCCUUUUCGCUUCCCUCCUUCCCGCCUCUCUUUCAACCUCCCUCGUCCAGCUUUUUACAGGCAUGCCACCUGACUCCACCACCAUCACUGCCGCGUUCAUCAAGAGCCCGCAUGGCGUCCGUCAGUCGCUCCAUCUGGGCCUGGAUGAAGUCAAGCAGAUCACCACCGACAAAUGGGACGCGGAGAUCUGGGGCGCUGCACACCCCUCUCCCGUGGGGAGGCGGCCAAAGUUGUUUUUUUACUUCGGGGAGAAUGAUCAUUGGGUGGCGGAUCGGACGAGGGAUGAUUUGAUUCGGAUCAGAGGAAGGGGCAAACAUGGAGGGGAGGAGGAGUGGAGGCCAAAGAUGGAGGUGGAUGGGAAGGGGAUUCCGCAUGCGUUUUCGAUUAGGCAUGGCAUUCCGAUUGCGGAGAAGGUCGCGGAGUACGUGGGUGAGAUUGUUCAAUGCGAGAGGCUUUGGGAUAGAACACGGACUGGGCAUACCUCGGGGCUUAGAACCAUUUAACAAGACUAGAUGAAGAAUAUAUCCUAUUCCGAUAGACAUGUCUAGGCUCUAAUCGCUG